AUGAUAUGCGAAAAGGAGGAGGAGGAGGAGGAGGAGGAGGAGGAGGAGGAGGAGGAGGAGGAGGAGGAGGAGGAGGAGGAGGAGGAGGAGGAGGAGGAGGAGGAGGAGGAGGCGGGGGAGGAGGAGGAGGAGGGAGGGCUGUUACUGGCAAGGCUACUCCCACAAGCCACAGACACAAGGGAGCAACCACGGAGGAGGAGGAGGAAGAGGAGGAGGAGGAGGAGAAGGGAAGGAGGCGGAGGAGGAGGAGGAGGAGAGGAGGAGGAGGAGGAGGAGGAGGAGGAGGAGGAGGAGGAGGAGGAGGAGGAGGAGGAGGACGACGACGACGACGAAGGAGCAUGGAAAUCGAAAAAAGCAGAGGGUCAGGGAGAGGGAACUUAG
Molecule: messenger RNA, 381 nt
Organism: Closterium sp. Naga37s-1
Lineage: Eukaryota; Viridiplantae; Streptophyta; Zygnematophyceae; Desmidiales; Closteriaceae
Source: the annotation of a GenBank genome assembly